CGGCACCACCACCAACCUCAGCAUCAUUUAUCUUUACUCUUCAUCACUCACCUCAACGCUCCUCCCCUUGCCAUUGUCAUGGGGUCCAAUAUGGAAGGACAUAUCUCCCCCACAUCCUCAUCACAACCACACUCGCCGGUGUCCCGCGCUCGCUCAGGCAGACCAUCCACCUCCCCUACCCACGUCCGCUCCUCCCCUCCCUACUCUCCACCACCGCGCGUCGAGCAGCCCCCCAACCCUCCAGAACUACCACUCACUCUCCUUCACCCCACCACAAGUCGGCUAUAUGACGCUGCGGAUGCUGCCUCCGCGCCGCCCGCCGAACCGGGGCGAAGAGGGAGAGGCUGGAUGCCGUUCAGCGGCAUGUGGCAAGACAUCAAGGCGCGCGCUCCAUAUUACGUCUCAGAUUGGACCGACGCGUGGAACUACCGCGUUAUUCCGAGCACAUGGUUCAUCUUCUUCGCGAACGUCCUCCCCGGUCUGGCAUUCUCGCUCGACCUGAUCGAGGAGACCGGAUUGUAUGGCGUACAGGAAGUCCUGCUAGCGAGUUUCAUGGCGGCCUUUGUUGCCGCUGUCUUCGGCGGGCAGCCACUUCUCAUCUCUGGCGUCACUGGUCCCAUUACCGUCUUCAACAAGACCAUCUUCGACAUCUUCCGCGGCCGCGACGACUGGAACUACCUCCACUUCAUGGGAUGGGUAUACCUCUGGGGCGCUAUCCUGCACUGGAUCGCGGCCGCGCUCAACGCCGUCAAGGGCCUCAAGUACGUGACGCGUUUCAGCUGCGACACAUUCGGAUUCUACGUCGCGGCCGUGUACGUGCAGUACGGGAUCCAGGUCGUUACGCGGCAGUUCGGACAGACGUCUACGCCGAGCGCGUUCCUCGGCAUCUUGUUGGCGCUCAUCACCCUCGUCCUCCCGCACUACUUCAACGCCCUCGCCCGCUCGGGAUACAUCAGCAAGCAGUUCCGCCGCUUCUGCGCAGACUACGGCAUGCCGCUCACCAUCGUCGCGGCGACCGGCAUGGCCUACUGGGGCCGCUUCAACCCCUUCGUGCACGAGGAGGACAUGACGCUCCCCGUUGUGCUGCACAGCUUCCGACCCGCCGCGGGCCGUGCAUGGCUCGUCGAGUUCUGGCUCCUCCCGGGCAAGUACGUCGGCAUGGCCUUUCCCUUCGGCGUGAUCCUCUUCGUGCUCUUCUACUUUGACGCCAACGUGUCAGCGCUCAUUGCGCAGGGAUCAGAGUUCCCACUACGAAAGCCAGCCGCUUUUCACUGGGACUUUUUCCUGCUUGGCAUCACCACCUUCAUCGCGGGGCUGCUCGGCGUACCGGCGCCCAACGGCCUCAUCCCCCAGGCACCGCUGCACACCGCGUCCCUCGUUGUGAUGGGGUACGAAGAUGACGAGGUGCCACUCACCGAGAGCCUCGACGAGCUGGAGGCAGAGGACGAGGGCGUGGGCGAGGCGAGAGGGGAGGGGGAGAAGCGACCCCGCUCCACAUCCACAGCAAUGGCGGAAGCCGAAGCGGGGCUGAAGCGCCGCCCGCGCGCGGCCUCGGGCUCGAGCCUUGCGCGCCGCGUCUCACAAGUCUCCACGAGCUUGCGCGAUGCGCGCGCGCGCCAGCGCUUGCUGGCAGCCGAGCGCGCUACGCGCCGCGAAGUCCCCGUGGCCGUAGUAGAGCAGCGCGUGUCCAACCUCGCGCAAGGCGCCCUCUGCCUCGUCCUCAUGACGAAGCCGUUCGAGCACGUCCUCGGCCUGAUCCCGAAGGGCGUGCUCGCCGGCCUCUUCUGGUACAUGGGCACGGAUGCGCUUCUCUCCUCCGGCGUAACCUCGAAAAUGCUGUAUCUCGUACGUGAAAAGCGCGCGCGUGCGCCCUCUGAUCCGCUCGAGCGCGUCCGCACCUCCCGCAUCGCGCUGUUCGUCCUCGUCGAGCUGAUCGGCUUUGGCGCGACGUUCGCGAUCACGCAGACCAUCGCGGCCAUCGGCUUCCCCAUCAUCAUCAUGCUCCUCGUGCCUGUCAGAUACUUUGUCAUCCCCCGUAUGGGGUUCACGCCCGCCGAGUUAGACAUCCUCGACGGGCCCGUCGCGUCCCCGUUCACCAUGCAGAGCGUGGAUGGAUGAGCUGUCGUUGCAGUUGUAAUAUGUACUCUAAUGCCAUCGAUUAGGAGUAUA
This is a messenger RNA of Cutaneotrichosporon oleaginosum, 2169 nucleotides long. RefSeq lists its product as uncharacterized. The record is from RefSeq and is a predicted model, not a curated record. Gene Ontology annotation, biological process: monoatomic anion transport; monoatomic ion homeostasis; transmembrane transport. Gene Ontology annotation, molecular function: solute:inorganic anion antiporter activity; borate efflux transmembrane transporter activity. Lineage: Eukaryota; Fungi; Basidiomycota; Tremellomycetes; Trichosporonales; Trichosporonaceae. Gene Ontology annotation, cellular component: basolateral plasma membrane; fungal-type vacuole; plasma membrane.